Molecule: messenger RNA, 504 nt
Organism: Juglans microcarpa x Juglans regia
Lineage: Eukaryota; Viridiplantae; Streptophyta; Magnoliopsida; Fagales; Juglandaceae
Exons: 1
Coding region: 1-504 (167 amino acids)
Molecular function (GO): nucleic acid binding; RNA-DNA hybrid ribonuclease activity
Source: RefSeq, a predicted model, not a curated record
AUGAUAAAUUGUUUGAAGAAAGAGAACAUUGAGUGGAUUGCAAUGAUUAUGUGUAGAAUAUGGUUGAGGAGGAACAUACUUAUCUUUGAAAACAAGUUCUACAGUCCUAAACAAGUCAUUCAGAUGGCUAAUGAGGGACUGGAGGACUACAAGUCUGCACAAAUGAGCUCAACUGGUAGUCGAGAAGCUGUUGUUUCUCAUGGAUUGCAGAAGAAGUGGAAAAAACCUGGUCUAGAUGUGGUUCAGGCAAAUUGGGAUGCGACUCUUGAUAUGGAGAAUAAGAAAAUGAGGGUGGGGAUUGUUUUUCAAGAUGAAGAGGGGGAGGUACUGGCUUCAGUUUGUGAUGUGAAGCAACAUGUUGAUAAUCUUGCAGUGGCUGAAAGUAUGACUUUAUGGAGAGCUAUUGAGAUGUGUAGAGAACUAUCUUUCUCCUACUCCAAAGUGAUAUUUGAAGGGGAUGCAACUGUUGUUAUCAAUAGGAUAAAUAAGGAAGGUGAAGACUAG